CUCCCUGCUAUUUAAGCACUGUGGCUGUACAGGUUGGACAUCAGACCACUGCCAUGCUGUCCGGGAGUUCAGCUGUCACGCUGUCAGCCAUCCUGGGCCUCCUCCUUCCUGGUCCCGCAGUGCGAACCCUCAACGUCACGGCUAAAUGCCUGCAGGACACCAUCGCCUUCCUUACGGAGCUGGAUAAAGACACGCCCGAGGAAUACGCAGCACUGAUGUUUGAUGCCUUCGGAAAGCCAGGCAGUGAUGUCACAGGAGGCAACGUGAACCAAGUUGGCUCCCUGACAGAGUGUCUGUCUGUCCAAGGCCCUGGGUUCAAAGGACAGUACUGCCAGCUCUUCCUGAAGCAGGGGGCAGUAGAGUACUUUGUGGGUAUUUGUGUGCCAGACUCCUGUGAUGAGGAGGAGGUGAAGACACUUGUCUUCUAUGAGAAAUUUAAACAGGGUCACAUAUCCCUCAUAUCUCCUGUGCCAGCUCUGCUAUUAUCAGAUCCCACACUGGACUUAUUAAUGACCCAGUGUGUCAGCACGUAUGUUACACUCGACCUGUCCGCUAUAGUCUGCCUGUGUGUGUGCAUGCUGAUGAUGGCUCUACCUCUUGCUGCUUCUGCCUAUGUGGCUGUCAUGAGGUGGAGAAGGCGAGGCGAGGUCAGGCUUGGGGUCGACUCCACCCUUUUCUCAAAUCCCGCCCUCUACGGAGCCCUUCUGGCCAAUCACAGCAGAGAAGAAUUUUCUUGCCAGGACACCUCACCAUGGCAGGGCAUCAAUGCAGAGAGAGACCAGGAGCAAAGCGUUACUAGUGGCGUGGUCAGCUAUCUGCAGGCGUUCUCUGUGCAGGCUAGCAGUGUGGCGGUCCUGGGCACUGUGGGUGUGACCUUCUCCUCUCUGAACGGCAUCCGUGUCCUCAGCCUCCUGUGGGUCGUCUGUGGUCACACAGUGCAGCUGAGCGCCUACAGCAAUCUGGAUAACAGUAAGAGGUGGAAAGAGACUGUGGCCAGCAGCCCUCUGUACGUGUUUGCCUUCAGUGGUCCUGUCUACCUGGCUGUGGACACUUUCCUGCUACUUGGUGGUCUCUUGAGUGCUAAAUCCCUUCUGAGCUCUAUCCAGAGGUCAGGAGACAUUCUCAGCCUCCGCCUGGUUGCCUACUUCCUUUUUAAGCGGUUCAAGAGGGUCCAACCACUGCACCUCUUUAUGGUGUGUUUGAUCAUUGCACUGUUCUCUGUGCUUCAGAGAGGGGUCUUCUGGUUCAUAGCUGAGGACGAGGUGGUCUCCUGCAAGAAGUACUGGUGGUCUAAUCUACUGCUCGUUAACAACCUUUUCACCAUCACAAACAUUUGCGCACCUUGGACGUGGUAUCUCUCUAUUGACUUCCAGUUCUAUGUGACAACACCUUUGGUCAUUUUUCUCUAUAGACUGAACAAAUGUGUGAUGGUCGCCGUGGCAACAGUGCUGUUGGUGACAUCUGUCUUGGCUGGUGCCAUGGUCACAGUAGUGCUGUGUUUGCCUGUACACCAACCCACCACACUGACACAUGAGAACUACUUUCAGUAUUACUACAACAAGCCGUACACCAGAUAUGGUCCAUACCUGCUUGGCAUGCUAGCAGGACUUUACAUGACAACAAAAACAGAAGGCGUUCUGAAACACAGGUGGCAGGCUGCUGCUGGUUGGCUCAGCUCACUGUCUGCCAUGGCCCUGCUGGUGGGGUUGGCCUACGCUCUGAAGGAUGUCCCACCCCACGUGUCUCUGGCCCGUGCUGUGUAUCAGGGCUUGCAUCGCUCAGUGUGGGCUCUCGCUUUGGUCUGGAUCAUUCUGGCCUGUGAAGAAGGCUACGGUGGUUUUGUGAAUACAUUUUUGUCUAUGAAGGUGUGGACUCCUCUGUCGAACAUCAGCUUCGCCUGCUAUCUGGUUCACCCGGUUCUAAUUUUAUUGUUCAAUGGCAAACAGGAAACCUCAAUGCAUUAUACCGACCUCAACUUUUUGUACCUGUUCCUAAGCCACAUGGUUGUGACUGUAGUUCUGGGAUAUGUGCUGACUGUGCUGAUUGAGAAGCCUUACCUAUUCCUGAGCAACGCUAAAGGAUAAUCACACAGACUCAGACCUCCAGAGUCUCACUCACAGAGUCAAACUUAGUUUGUUGGUCUCUCUGAGCAGUGUAGACAGCACUGUACAUGAAUAAAAAAAUAGACAGUAUUGUUGUGGAAUUGUAUAAUUAAACAAAUACUGUACAGAAAUAUAAAAGCAUAAAUGAG
Messenger RNA from Electrophorus electricus (electric eel), 2251 nucleotides. RefSeq names its product O-acyltransferase like (gene oacyl). Lineage: Eukaryota; Metazoa; Chordata; Actinopteri; Gymnotiformes; Gymnotidae. Gene Ontology annotation, molecular function: acyltransferase activity, transferring groups other than amino-acyl groups. The record is from RefSeq and is a predicted model, not a curated record.